UUUCAAAGGUCAAUACACAGUAAAAAUACAACCGGACUAAAGUAAUGCGGAACUAAGAGCUGUUGUCUUCUCUUGUAUCGAGCGGCCAACACAAGAUGUGGUCCAGAUGUGAGAAGCCCUGAUUCCAAAUGUUGUAAAAGUUGGAUAAAUGUUUUAAUAAAAAUGAAAUUAAAAAUACAUCAAAUACAAGAGGCACCUCUGAAAAAAAGUAGGAAAUGCCCACUUUGAAAUUUUAACACACUCCACCCAGACGGACCAAUCAAAUCCCUGUUCAACAGCUCGUGAAAAAACAAUAAAGAGUGGAUAACAGUGCAUAGGUGGAGGGUCUCCACAGUUUAUUACAAAUUUACAACCGUCAAAGAUCGAGUUUCUCCUUAAACAGAUAGAGCAAGGGAGCAGCAUCCUUCACAUGGCCACCUCAGAAGACUCUUCUCAUCAUGAUAAUUCCUCUGGUUCUCAAGAAGGAAAUAUGAAAGAUUCACAGGUUCACUUCACUGAAGAUGAAGAAGCACUGAUAGUUAGGAUGUAUAACCUGGUUGGUGAGAGAUGGUCUUUAAUUGCUGGAAGAAUUCCUGGAAGAACUGCAGAGGAAAUAAAGAAAUACUGGAUAUCUCGAUACUCUACCAGUGGUUUUCGGAAGUAGAAGACACAUCGCGAGAAUAAUAUUAUAUUAUUCUGCAUUCUUAAGUAUCACAGUGGUAUUAAGUAUCUUGAUUCUGCAUUCUUAUGUAUCACUGUUACAUGGUUGGGCACAGCCCUCAUAUGUAUCGAAUUAAUAAAACUUCCUUUAUACCAGUUUCACCAGUA
Sesamum indicum (sesame) is the source of this 807-nucleotide messenger RNA. Its product is annotated as MYB-like transcription factor ETC1. NCBI's taxonomy places the organism in Eukaryota, Viridiplantae, Streptophyta, Magnoliopsida, Lamiales, Pedaliaceae. Gene Ontology annotation, biological process: regulation of DNA-templated transcription; cell differentiation. Gene Ontology annotation, molecular function: transcription cis-regulatory region binding. Gene Ontology annotation, cellular component: nucleus. The record is from RefSeq and is a predicted model, not a curated record.